AUGAUUGAAGACAAUAAGGAGAACAAAGACCAUUCCUUAGAAAGGGGAAGAGCAACUCUCAUUUUUUCCUUAAAGAAUGAAGUUGGAGGACUUAUAAAAGCACUGAAAAUCUUCCAGGAGAAGCACGUGAACCUGUUACAUAUCGAGUCCCGAAAAUCAAAGAGAAGAAACUCAGAAUUUGAAGUUUUUGUUGACUGUGAUAUCAACAGAGAACAAUUGAAUGAUAUUUUUCAUCUGUUGAAGUCUUAUACUAAUGUUCUCUCUGUGAAUCCACCUGAAAAUUUUGCUAUAAAGGAAGACAGUAUGGAAACUCUUCCUUGGUUUCCAAAGAAGAUUUCUGACCUGGACCUUUGUGCCAACAGAGUUCUGAUGUAUGGAUCUGAACUAGAUGCAGACCAUCCUGGCUUCAAAGACAAUGUCUACCGUAAAAGACGGAAGUAUUUUGCAGACUUGGCUAUGAACUAUAAACAUGGACACCCCAUUCCUAAGGUUGAAUUCACUGAAGAGGAGAUUAAGACCUGGGGAACUGUGUUCCGAGAGCUCAACAAACUCUAUCCAACCCAUGCUUGCAGAGAAUAUCUCAAAAACUUACCUUUGCUUUCUAAAUAUUGUGGGUAUCGGGAAGAUAAUAUCCCACAAUUGGAAGAUGUGUCAAACUUUUUAAAAGAGCGCACAGGUUUUUCCAUCCGUCCUGUGGCUGGUUACCUAUCACCAAGAGAUUUCUUAUCAGGUUUAGCCUUUCGAGUUUUUCACUGCACUCAGUAUGUGAGACACAGUUCAGAUCCCCUCUAUACCCCAGAGCCAGAUACCUGCCAUGAACUCUUAGGUCAUGUUCCUCUUUUGGCUGAACCUAGUUUUGCUCAAUUCUCCCAAGAAAUUGGUCUGGCUUCUCUUGGCGCUUCAGAGGAGGCUGUUCAAAAACUGGCAACGUGCUACUUUUUCACUGUGGAGUUUGGUCUGUGUAAACAAGAUGGGCAGCUAAGAGUCUUUGGCGCUGGCUUACUUUCUUCUAUCAGUGAACUCAAACAUGCACUUUCUGGACAAGCCAAAGUAAAGCCCUUUGAUCCCAAGAUUACCUGCAAACAGGAAUGUCUCAUCACAACUUUUCAGGAUGUCUACUUUGUAUCUGAAAGCUUUGAAGAUGCAAAGGAGAAGAUGAGAGAAUUUACCAAAACAAUUAAGCGCCCAUUUGGAGUGAAGUAUAAUCCAUAUACACGGAGUAUUCAGAUCCUGAAAGACACCAAGAGCAUUACCAGCGCCAUGAAUGAGCUGCGACAUGAUCUUGAUGUUGUCAGUGACGCCCUUGCUCAAGUCAGCAGGCAACUGAGUAUCUGA
Cynocephalus volans (Philippine flying lemur) is the source of this 1335-nucleotide messenger RNA. It is a transcript of the gene TPH1, whose product is annotated as tryptophan hydroxylase 1. Gene Ontology annotation, molecular function: iron ion binding; tryptophan 5-monooxygenase activity. Gene Ontology annotation, cellular component: neuron projection. The record is from RefSeq and is a predicted model, not a curated record. The transcript has 10 exons. Bases 1 to 1335 code for a protein of 444 amino acids. Gene Ontology annotation, biological process: aromatic amino acid metabolic process; serotonin biosynthetic process. Lineage: Eukaryota; Metazoa; Chordata; Mammalia; Dermoptera; Cynocephalidae.